GAUUCUUCUUCUCCUUCGCCUGCUUCUUCCUCAAGUCCAACUUCAACUAACAGCAACUCGUCGAGUCCAACUUCAACUAACAGCAACUCGUCGACAUCAACGUCUAGAAUGCCUUCCUCUUCAUCC
Uloborus diversus is the source of this 126-nucleotide messenger RNA. RefSeq lists its product as uncharacterized. The annotation marks the transcript as partial. NCBI's taxonomy places the organism in Eukaryota, Metazoa, Arthropoda, Arachnida, Araneae, Uloboridae. The record is from RefSeq and is a predicted model, not a curated record. The transcript has 2 exons.